Hylaeus anthracinus is the source of this 3293-nucleotide messenger RNA. RefSeq lists its product as uncharacterized. Bases 2041 to 2511 code for a protein of 156 amino acids. Lineage: Eukaryota; Metazoa; Arthropoda; Insecta; Hymenoptera; Colletidae. The transcript has 5 exons. The record is from RefSeq and is a predicted model, not a curated record.
UUCUCCCUGCUUCGAAGCUGCAAAGCACGUUAAUAAUUUUAUCAUUCUCUACUUUAUCAGUUUGCAUGGAAAGCUACGCUCACGAUAUGACCUCUUCUAACAUUUCCUUUUCUCUUAUAAGUACACACUCGUGGACGCAAAUUUAUACAUGAAAUUAUAUUAUUACCGAUAAGCACCAUUGUUAAGGAUUGUAAAGGAGGCGGGUAACCCUUGAAAUCGUUCGACAGAAUUUCCAUCCAGAAACUAAGAAAGAACAACCAACUCCUGACAUUUCGUAAUCAUUUUUUUCUCGUCACGGCAUCUGACAAGAUGCGCCCCGACGCAGUGCGUCGUUCCCUUUCCCGGUAAAGCCGGUCCUGGCCCAAUAUAUUACAAAAUAAAUUGAAGCUUAGCCGCAAACUUAACCAACAAAGAAUCACGUCCAUUCUAUCGCUCUGUAUAUCGAGCAAAAAAAAACCACAACGCAACGUCCACCCAACCGACUAAACUUCUCAUCGUAAGCAUCCUACAAACUUUCAUCGGGGAAAAGUAACACUUUCGAUAUUUCCAGAGGGAACGGGAGGGAGAGAAAAAAAAAUCGCCUUCAAGUCCGCUAGCCACCGAUAGAACGAAAAAAUUGUCGAUCGCGGCGAGGGUUAACGUCGACGAUACCUCUGUCGACAUAACCUCAAAACCGACUCGGUUCGACGUAGCGCCGCGGCUGAGAGUCCAGCGUUCGUUUCGUCGAAAAACACACGGUCAACGUCGCGAAAGGUUCACGUCCCAGACGACGCAAUGCCACGAAAAAAGUCAACGAAACUUGCGCAGGAGCUGGCAGGAAAGUCAAGAGCCCUCGCAGUUGACACAUGUCAAGCGUGCAGUGCGACUCGAAAAAACGUCGGGGCGGCCGACAACACGCAAUUACGAACACGGAUGUAAAGAAAAUCGACACACUCACCGCUGUGCCCGGUGUUGCUCGACGACUGGCCCAUUAUUCUCAACCCGAGGCGUUGGCAGGCACGGGAUAAAACACUCGGUGGUCGCGGCGGGCUCACGUGAAAAACCGGACGCAUGAGUGCGCGAAAGACCGACACAUUUUUCCAAAAAUACUAUCACAUCGUGUACCCGCAGUGUCGCUACGACAGAGACGGACGGCCGCUCCGAGGCGAAGAGGUGAUUGGCCCGCGAGCCGAUGCGCAUGCGCGACCCGCGGAAUUUUGAAUACGCCUCGACGUGCUCCGCGUUCCCACGGAUCCGAUUAUUUCCCAGACGUAGUCCAACGGCUUCUGCUCCGAGCCACCUCGUUUCUGACAAGGAACUCGACCAUCGCUCAACUUACGCACCGAAAAGAAUAACCAGCAGUCUACCUCCUCGCUCGAUCAACGACAGCACGCAAAAGUACCCGCCGACACCAGCCCCGUUCCCCAAGCACGAGACCAUCGCCUCGAAAUUAGAAGACACUGCUUGAUAGAAACAGCCAAGCGUUUGCUAAACACGCCUCACGCAACUACGCACCUAACGAUUCGCAACUGCGCCCACAAUUCGCGUGCACAGGGCUAGCAUUUUAUAGCUCUUGGGGAGAAUUAGAGCGCUCUAAUGGAGUCACGCGAUACCAGCCUGUUCUAGUUCCAGGGUUUCACCCUGGCCAGAGUCCCUCCGAACCUACCAGAGGACUGAGUUAGGGUUCGCCGAGUGAUCCAGUUGAUCAUCGAUCUCCCCAGAAUUCCAGAAAGGUAAAACGAGCGUAACGGCGACGAAUCAUCGCCUAGGCAACCAGUUGGCAAAACACUGGCGUCGAAGAGCCGUGGACGCGGGGGGCAGCGUCGACGAGCGUCGUCUCGAGGAACAGGCCAGUCUUCUGUAUGGAUUUGUCGCUGGUGACGGAUGACACGGUUCGAUCCACGUCCCCGAGGACGCCGAUCGUUUCAGUCGGCAUCGUUUUUUCCCGUCUGACAUGAACACGCUGGAGGAACUCGACUCGGAGCCCCGGGCGUACGACAGCUGACGGCAGCCAGACGAUCGUUUGCAUCCUGGGAAAAGCGAGCGCGGAUAAGGGGAAAGAUGGAUGUCAGGUGCGCCUGGAUCGUCUCUUUCGGGCUCGUCGUACUUCUCGUCGUAUCGCAAGGCUGGGCCAUUGACUGCUUCAAGUGCGUGUCGAUCGACGGCGACAAUAAGCCCUGCGACGACCCGUUUCACAAUAACGGAAGCCUCGCUUUCUUGGAGUCGCCGUGCAUGGGAGGACGCAAAGGCCGCGAUGGUCUCUUCCCUGCGACCGCGUGCAUCAAAAUAGCGGGCAUAUACGACGAGUCUGGAAUCUCUUUGACGGUGAGAAGCUGUGCUCUGGACAGCGGGACUUUGACGACCGACUCGGAAAUAAUAAGAAUGUCGCAUUGCGGAGGGUUCUACUUCGACGACAAAUACGUUCGAGGUUGCGUUCAAUCAUGCAACGAUGCAGACGCCUGCAACGGAUCCACGCGACAGGCAGCUUCGUUCGUGGUUUUGGUUUUGUCGCUUUUCGCAGAGUUAGUUUGAUGGAGACGCUCUACAUAUCAUGUAUCAAUUGAAAUCAUAGACAAUUAUUGUAUAUAAAAAGAGAAAACGAAGAAGACAACACCUGUAAUGGACCAUUUCGAACUUGAAACUCUAAGAUGACCAAUUAGCUGUGGACCAAAAACGAAAGAAAUAUAAUAUCAUUAAUGAGAUAACGAUAUUAAUAUCAACUAUCAAAUAAUAUCCAUAUCAACGUAGAAUAAUUAAUAGAAUGUAAGGUUGAAAUAUACAGUUUAUCUGGUCUCAAUGUGUUCGUGCAAUAAUUUUUCAAAAUAUUCAAAAUAAACAUCCAUAAAAAGAGUUUUAUUUAAACAGAGAAAUAUAAUAUCGAAUUUCAAUUGUGUCGGAGAGUUCAGCUUCACAAAUCCGAUCGUCGUUUUUACUAGCUACAACAUUCUUGGAUCGCAAAUCUGAAAACGAAAUGCAUGUAUGCACUGAGACCAAAACAUCCUGUAUAAUUAUUUCUUAAGACACGCAACAAAUAUUUAGACCAACGAACAGGCUCACGAUUUGAUACUAUUAGACAGAUUGCAAAUAGCAACGACAACAACUGCCAUCUCAAUUACGAAUACCUAUACGUUAAAAAAAUAAUCGUCGACAUUUUAUUAUACCACACGCAUCGUUUUCUUCGUAUCAAGUAUCAUAGAGAUAUAAUGAGUUACAUAUUACUGAUCUUAGGCAUCGUUUGACGACAGUGAGAUAUACGAAAUUAUCGCAGACUGUAUACCGUAUUAAAUAAACGAAAUUUUAAGGUAACUUCGCCU